AUGCUCAAACUUCCCAGAAGUGAAGAGGCGGGAACGCGGACAAAGUUAUAUGUGUUCAGUGAACUGCCGUUUCUCUCUGCGGAAUCUUCCACAAUACAGAUUGACAAGGAGUUUCUGCGAAUCACCACAAAGCCUCUGCUAUCUACUUUCUUUGCUGAGCUUGACCAAUACGCACCACGCUUAAUGGAAAUCUUUCUGAGCAAAGGAGGGACACCUGGAAAGAAAAUAAGAGGUCUCAUGCUUGCCAUCUCCAAGCAUGACAACAUCCAUACCAGACGAGCAUGCAUCUUGAAGUCCUUGUGCAUCUACCUAAACGAAGACUAUGAGAAGUUACUAAAGGAGUACUUGGAUACGGACAGCGAGGCAAAAAGCUGCAUGGAGCAAACUGUGAUGGGGGUGUACGUCAUCCAGAAGGAGGGUGCUGAACCUGAAGAUGACCCAGAGGACAUUGGUGUCCUGAUUGAGGGUGUGGAGGCUCUCACUGAUUUGGGUAACAUUGCACAAGCAUGUGCUCUGUUGUUUGGACUCAUAUACUGUUUGAACCUGAGCUACCCACCAGAACUUAAAUGCACCUUUGAAGUCUUCCAGAAGAUACUUUUAAAUCUUGAUGGACAAAAGCUGUCUUCAAAGGCACAGUUUCUGAAAAACAAGCUUAUGGGGUGAGAGCACUUGAAAAUGACUGAUAGGUCUUGAAUGGUUCAUUGGUGGAAUGGUGAUUUCCAAUAUAUAAUGUUAAUAUUUGAGUUGUUUAUAUUUCAUUCUUUCAUUUUUUUAAGUUUUUGGAUUCUCUCUGUUGGGCAAUUCACCUUUUAUACAGCACUGCAGAUGAUUUCUGUUUGUCCUUAUAUAGAUGGCUCAAAAUGGAUCAGAAGUACUGA
Messenger RNA from Pundamilia nyererei, 878 nucleotides. RefSeq lists its product as uncharacterized. The transcript is spliced from 4 exons. Bases 1 to 663 code for a protein of 220 amino acids. The record is from RefSeq and is a predicted model, not a curated record. NCBI's taxonomy places the organism in Eukaryota, Metazoa, Chordata, Actinopteri, Cichliformes, Cichlidae.